Molecule: messenger RNA, 1905 nt
Organism: Poecilia reticulata (guppy)
Lineage: Eukaryota; Metazoa; Chordata; Actinopteri; Cyprinodontiformes; Poeciliidae
Gene: polr3c
Product: polymerase (RNA) III (DNA directed) polypeptide C
Biological process (GO): DNA-templated transcription
Cellular component (GO): RNA polymerase III complex
Molecular function (GO): single-stranded DNA binding
Source: RefSeq, a predicted model, not a curated record
ACAGCGAGACACCGACGAGCAAACCUGGGUAGCGGAAGUGCUCCUGUGUUGUCAUCGACGAGUCGCAUGUGUGCGAAGUCUACAGUGUUUGGGAUGCAUAGAGGCGAAGGUUUAUCCUGUCCUGACAGAUAUCCGUGUGCAAGAUGACGGCCCAGGAGAUCCGUCUGUGUGGCCUCCUGCUGCAGGAGCAUUUCGGAGAGAUGGUGGAGAAAGUGGGAACUCACCUGCUCCGAAGUGGAGCACAGAACUUGAGGACCAUCGUCCAAGAAACCAACCUCUCGGUGGAUUUGGUAAAGAAGUGUCUGUGCGUGCUUGUGCAACAUGGGGCUUGUUGUUUCACCUCUGGCCGUAAAGGACCGGGCAGCCCCACAGAGUACCAGGCCUGCUGCGAUCGGAUCCUGAGAGUUCUGCGCUACCCGCGUUACAUCUACACGGCCAAAACGCUGUACGGCGACACGGGCGAGCUGAUCAUUGAGGAGCUGCUGCAGCGUGGCCACAUGACGAUGAGCAGCACGGUGAAGACAGUCGCAGACCGACUCACGCAGAACAUGGAGGAAGGCCACAGCAUGGAUUACAGCGAAGUGUCUUCCUCCUUCUCCAAACUGGUGGAGACCCAUUUUCUCCAGCGCUGCCCUCCAGUGGGAGGAGCAGGAACUUCAGGAAGCACCGCUCCUGCUGCGGCUCCUGCAGCCACUGUCAGCGUUGCCCCGCCAACCCCAGAGAGCUUUCCUGAGUGCUACAGUGUACCACAUGUUUCGCUCAUUGGACGAGGCAAACGGCAGCUUGUCCCCGAGAACGGAGAGGACCAGAGGAAUGCAAAAAGGGCUAAGAUGGACACAGAGACACACGGUGAUGAGGGAAUUUACUGGCAGGUGAAUUUUGAGCGUUUCCAUCAACACUUCAGAGACCAGGCGAUCAUCAGUGCUGUGGCCAAUAAGCUGGAUCAGACCAGCAGUGAAAUAGUGAGGACCAUCCUGAGGAUGAGUGAGGUGACCACUUCGGCCACCGCUGCCUGCACUAAGCCGCUCUCUGCCAAUGAGAUCUUCAGGUCCCUCCCAGCCAGCUACAACAUCCCCAGGCACAUUUUGGAUCAGUAUCUGACUCUGCUGGUGGACGACCCGAUGGAGUUUGUUGGGAAGACUGGAGAAAGCGGAGGAGGAAUGUUUGUUGUCAAUCUGCACAGAGCUCUUGCAAACCUGGCUCGAAACACGGUCGAGUCCAUCGUGCAGGAGAGAUUUGGGUCCCGGUCGGCUCGUAUCUUCCGCCUGUUGCUGCGGAAGAGACACCUGGAGCAGAAGCAGGUGGAGGACUUUGCCAUGAUUCCAGCAAAGGAGGCGAAAGACAUGCUGUACACGCUGCUGUCCCACAACCUGGUGCAGCUCCAGGAAAUCCCCAAAACCCCAGAUUUUGCUCCGUCUCGCACUUUUUAUCUUUACACUGUCAACCAGCUCCCAACCGCCAGGAUGCUGCUGCAGAACUGCUACAAGACUGUGGCCAACCUCAUAGAGCGACGCCUGUUUGAGACCAAAGAAAACAAGCGCCUCUUGGAGAAAUCUCAGCGAAUCGAAGCCAUCCUGGCGUCUCUGCAGGCCAGCGGGGCCGAGCCCGAGCAGCUGAGCGAAGUCGAGGAGAUGAUCUCUGCUCCCGAGAAGCAGCAGCUGGACGUCUUGAAGCUUCAUGUCAACAAGUUAGAUUCAGCAGAGAACCAAGUAGAUGAAACCGUCUUCAUCUUAGAAUCCUACGUCAGCUCCACGUCUACAUCUUGAGUCAUAAAUUGUUAGAAUUUAUUCAGAAUUUCAUUUUUAAAAACGAUUUCUUUAGUGUUUCUGUUAACUUUGGCUGAAUAUGUUGUUUUUCUUGUUUUUAUUGUGUGGAUCACAACUGAAUAAAUAUCAAAACACCUUU